Messenger RNA from Kockovaella imperatae, 894 nucleotides. RefSeq lists its product as hypothetical. The transcript has a single exon. NCBI's taxonomy places the organism in Eukaryota, Fungi, Basidiomycota, Tremellomycetes, Tremellales, Cuniculitremaceae. The coding region runs from base 118 to 615 and encodes 165 amino acids. The record is from RefSeq and is a predicted model, not a curated record.
AGUUACUUUCCUGGGAGUACUGUGCAUUCGGUCUGUACUCCAUCUUUCGCGGUUGGGAUCGGCGGGGCAAUCCUGCACGCAGGCGAGGCUAGUAGGGGUGAGCUGAUUGGAGGGGCUAUGACUAAUCACAAGCAGGAUGUUGGUAUCUGUUGCAUACAGGCCUCAGGCAACGCGGCACGUCGAAAAGGACCGGGGGUUUCAAAUGUCUUGAUGAGUAAGCCGGAGACCAUCGUGUCUGAGACCCCAGAGCGAGCAUCAACUGAAACUGAUCAUAGAGCAUUGCUCGCCCAUGCCUCCCGUCAAGUGCGCCUGACGGCCUCUACCGACAAUCUCACCGAUGAUCUCACUUUCUUCCAAGCACUCUUGAUGCUAUACCCCAUCUCGCCUAAUACCAAGAAGGCAGCGAUUGGCUCUGCUCACAGCGUAGCGUAUCGACUGUCAUCAGCGCUCGAUCAAGCUAUACUGUCCGUCAGUCCCCUGUUGUCGAGGCGCAAUCAUUCAGGCGUUCUGCACGACCUUGGAAGACUGCUUAGAUUGUUUAUCACAGCGCAAGAAGCUCAAAAGCAUAAUCUGCUAACAUUUGGCGGCGGUAUGCGGUCAACUGCUACAAAUUGACGGCGCAAGGGAACAGGAACACACUUUGGACGCUUGGUAGAUAAUCGACCUACUCAUGUCCGCCACAAUACCCACGUGCAUCGCCCAGUAUGUACCUCCUCUGUCCUCUUCCCAUCAAAAUCCAACAGGACUCCCUGUAAACGCUGCAAUACGUCCGGCUCAACGUGUGUGCCCACUGGGACGGGUGUAUGCUGCAAGUCGUGCCAGCAGAGCAAGCGCAAGUGUUUGUGGGCGGAUUGAUCAUACACGCAGCAAUCAGCUUGGAUUGUGCACUCAGGA